UCAGUUGUCUGUUUUAGAUUUCUUAGAGAAAGGUUUUAGCUUUUUAGCCGGUAUUUUAUUUAUUUAUUUUCCUUGCGUUUUGUUUAUUAACUAAUCAAGAAAAAGAGACUUCAAGUAACAGUACUCUUUCUCAUUCUGAAAGAAAUGGAAGGGAUCCCCUCAGUAACUCUCAGCUCAGGCCACUCUAUGCCUGUAAUAGGCAUGGGUACCGUCUCAUACCCGAAGCCCGAACCCGGAGCUCUUCGAUCAGCGAUGCUCGAUGCGAUCACGGUCGGAUAUCGCCACUUUGACACCGGCGCUUUGUCUCUGUACGGCACAGAGGAACCUCUCGGCGAGGCAAUUGCCGAGUCAAUUCGAUGCGGGCUCGUGAAGGACCGGAGCGACCUCUUCGUGUCCACCAAGCUGUGGGCUGCGGAUGCUCAUCAUGAUGGCGUGAUUCCGGCGCUUCAGGAGUCCCUCAGGAAACUACAGCUGGAAUAUGUGGAUCUCUAUCUCAUACACUGGCCUUUUGGCCUGCCAAAAGAAGAGACCAAGUGGCCAAUUGAUGAAGAGAAAAUAGUUGCUCUGGACUAUGAAUCCGUGUGGAAGGCAAUGGAGCAAUGCCAAGCACUAGGUUUAGCAAAAUCCAUUGGAGUGAGCAAUUUCUCUUGCAAAAAGUUAGAGCAGCUUCUCUCAGCUGCGCGCAUCCCUCCAGCAGUCAAUCAAGUGGAAAUGAAUCCAACUUGGCAACAAAAGAAGCUGAUGGAUUUCUGCAGAGAGAAGGGAAUACAGAUUACAGCCUAUACUCCGUUGGGAGCAAAUGGGAUGCCAUGGGGAACAAGCAGAGUGCUGGAAUCCAAUGAGCUGAAAGAGAUUGCCAUGGCUAAAGGGAAAUCUACUGCUCAGAUUUCAUUGAGGUGGAUACACCAGCAAGGUGCCACAAUGGUUGUUAAAAGUUUCAAGAAAGAGAGAAUGGAAGAAAACCUUGACCUAUUUAAUUGGGAACUAAGCAAAGAGGAGAUGCAUGAGAUUAGUAAGAUUGAGCAAUGCAGAGGAAUUCAAGGAGAGCAAUUUAUCUCUGCAAAUGGAGCUUUCAAGUCAGUGAUGGAGUUAUGGGAUGGGGAGAUCUAGUUACUAGUUUUUAAUCUCUUAAACAUGUUAAUGAAUUUGUCACUUGUUAAAUGUGUUAUGAUAAUUAGAUGAAUAUGACAAAUGAACUGAAAAAGACAUAAACUUUAUUUUGCGGUCAAGUAGUAAAUGCUUUAAAAAUCAGUUAUCGAAAA
Molecule: messenger RNA, 1262 nt
Organism: Asparagus officinalis (garden asparagus)
Lineage: Eukaryota; Viridiplantae; Streptophyta; Magnoliopsida; Asparagales; Asparagaceae
Product: non-functional NADPH-dependent codeinone reductase 2-like
Exons: 4
Coding region: 145-1110 (321 amino acids)
Cellular component (GO): cytosol
Molecular function (GO): aldose reductase (NADPH) activity
Source: RefSeq, a predicted model, not a curated record